Molecule: messenger RNA, 489 nt
Organism: Ogataea parapolymorpha DL-1
Lineage: Eukaryota; Fungi; Ascomycota; Pichiomycetes; Pichiales; Pichiaceae
Product: Protein FYV4, mitochondrial
Exons: 1
Coding region: 1-489 (162 amino acids)
Cellular component (GO): mitochondrion
Source: RefSeq, a predicted model, not a curated record
AUGUUCCGGAUAACAUCGUUGAUUUCCAGUACAUCCAACAUCGUCUGGCGAUACACGCGAUUUGGAACCUACGCUACAAAAUCCAUUAGACCUCCGACCCCAGAGCCAACGGAAAAUGUGCCCGACGUGAGCACCUUCCUCCAAAAAAUUGGCCGUGGUGUGUCUGAAUACACAGAGACUUUUGAGAAUGACUGGCAAAAAUUUUGGGAACUGGGCUCUUCAGGGAUGAAAGAACAGGGACUAGAGCCUCGUGCCAGAAAAUAUAUUCUGGACUGGCAGGAAAGAUAUAGAAAGGGUGUCGAGUUGCACGAGAUCCCAAGGGGCGAGAAACUCCACGGAGGAGAGCGCAAAAGAAGAAUUUACCUUGCCGAGAAAAGGCUCAAGGAAGCUAGAGAACUUGCUCAGCUGAAGAGACGGUUCAAGAUCCAGAGCAAUCAGGAAAAGAGAAAGAGAGAGAGGUUUGAGAGAUUGCACCAGAUGAAUAUGUAA